This is a messenger RNA of Symbiodinium pilosum, 508 nucleotides long. Lineage: Eukaryota; Dinophyceae; Suessiales; Symbiodiniaceae. The record is from the annotation of a GenBank genome assembly.
GUUCAUAGUGGCUAUCAUGGCCUACUUUGUGAUGACACAGUCGGAUUACCCAUCGCGGUGGCUUCUAGAAGACUCCAGGUUCGUGUUCUGGCGGAAAUAUCGCAAGUGCUUGCUGAUUCAGCUGACACCGCCCGAUGAUUAUGAGCCGGAUUCUGAACGUUACGCGGAUCACCCGGACUGGAUGCCAAUCCAGAAAGUUAGCCAACACCCAGAGCUAUCACCGGAGAAUUGCGGCUUUCUUGAUCACAACGUCGACGAGUGGCGGAGGGCAAGCACUGCAGUCUUUCAGAUCGAUGCCAACGUGUCGUCGCUGUUGACAAGUACAUUCUCCUUCGAGGGUGGUCGCUACGACGGCCCCGAUGGCUGGAUCGACUACGAUGUAGAUCCUGGGCACCUGUUCCUCCUCGGGGGAUGUACAAUUUUUGUGUGCCUGAUCCUGGACGGGCUCUUCUGGUGGCAAAGGCUCUUGGUGCUCAGAAGACAUGGGUUUUUAAAUGUGUCAGUCUGA